Molecule: messenger RNA, 463 nt
Organism: Bactrocera dorsalis (oriental fruit fly)
Lineage: Eukaryota; Metazoa; Arthropoda; Insecta; Diptera; Tephritidae
Gene: Polr3K
Product: DNA-directed RNA polymerase III subunit RPC10
Exons: 2
Coding region: 44-370 (108 amino acids)
Biological process (GO): DNA-templated transcription; termination of RNA polymerase III transcription
Cellular component (GO): RNA polymerase III complex
Molecular function (GO): nucleic acid binding; DNA-directed RNA polymerase activity; zinc ion binding
Source: RefSeq, a predicted model, not a curated record
AUUCAGCGACAUACUUGCAAAAUAUCAAAUGAACUUUUGAAUUAUGCUAUUAUUCUGUCCGACUUGUGGCAAUAUAUUAAUGGUCGAACAAGAUACAACAGGACACCGCUUCACUUGUAGUACGUGCCCAUAUAUUUGUAAUAUCAAGCGAAAAACUUCUACACGAACGUUUCCACGUCUUAAGGAGGUUGAUCAUGUUAUGGGUGGUGCAGCCGCUUGGGAGAAUGUAGAUUCGACUGAUGCAGAGUGUCCCACUUGUUCUCAUAAAAAAGCUUAUUUUAUGCAAAUGCAAACUCGAUCUGCGGAUGAACCUAUGACAACAUUUUACAAGUGUUGCAAUCAACUUUGUGGUCAUAACUGGCGUGAUUAAAUAGACGGUUUAUGUGUUAAAAUUGCACAUGCUCUAAUAAUACGUUGGAAUGAAUACAAGAUUAUCGACGUUUCUGAACGUUUUCUAUCAUCG